AUGGACCAAAACACCUCGCUAGAUAAGUUGGCUCACAUCGCCAACAUGUCACGGGAACUCCACGAGCUUAAUCGCCAGAUCAAGGAGGAGAAAAGCCCGGAGUUGUCAGGAAGUGAGCUCGUCUCCGAAGAAAGAUCAGACAUCAAGCUCGAGAACUUAACCAAAUACAGAAGACUCGCAUGUACAUGGUGCAGACAGCAAAAGUCCAAAUGUGAUGCCCGCCAGCAAUAUCCGAAUGCCUGUUCAAGAUGCCAGGCGAAAGGUCUUGCGUGCCAGCUCAAACCUGAUUUCAAACGGACUUCAAAGAAGGCCAAAAUUGCUCUGAUUGAGAAAGAGUUUGCGGAGUUGAAGCGGAACUUCAUCGGCCCGCUGACUAUGGGUGACAUCAUGAAGAUUGCCCCAACACUAGCUACAGAGGGUAUUGCAUUGUCGGUAUCUCCACCACCGCCGUUUAUCAGGCAGAUGUCGCCUAUAUACCCCCAUAUGGGAAGCACUAGUCCUAUGCCAGAAAUUCCUAUCAGACCACCAACUCGUGGCUCUACGGUGUCAGUCCAAAUCCCGGACAGUGCUCUUAUUUGCGAGGAAAAGUCACUAGAUUCUGUAACUUUGGAUCCGGAGACAAUCCGUCAAUUGUUUAUGGAAUACGUCCAUCAUUACCACCCGAUUCUUCCGGUGGUCGAUUUGGCUAAGGGACCUGAACGCAUCUACAGACUCUGUCCAGCUCUUUUCUGGGUCAUCAUGUUUGUAGCACUUCGACGUUAUGACGAAAGCAAGUCGCUCCUUCUUCAGUUGUCUCCACUUAUCAAGAACAUCUUGUCUGAGAUAACAAUCUCUCCGAUCACGCGGUAUAAUCCCACGGAGGAAGAUGAACCCAUCAUGAAUGCUUCGUCGGUCUAUUCCGUUCAGGCUUUCAUCCUCUACACUCUCUGGCCGCCACUUACGUCGUCCUUGAGUGCUGAUUCGUCGUGGAACACCAUUGGAGUUGCGCUUUUCCAAGCCAUCCGAAUUGGUCUCCAUUCAUCCAGCCAGAUCUUGGAGGAGGACCUGAAGAACCAAAAGCCUUCACUGCAGAACUCCAUGGCUCAGGAACACUUGAGAACCUGGAUUAUUUGUAACAUUGUCUCUCAGAACAUUGCUACUGCCUUUGGAUUUCCAGCAUUUGUUCAGUUCGACUCGCUUAGAGCUCAGUAUGCUGACAUCCCGAUGUCGACACGCCACAACAUGGAAAUUGCCCAUUUUGAAGACCAGGUUGCCAAAACACUAAAUUUGAACUCCACUACUGAUACGGGACUCACACAUGUCAAUGAGAGACUUGCACUUAUCAAGGUUUUAAUGAGGCAACUAGAUGAGCUAGAAAUCAAGCUCACUUUUGAGAUGGUGGAUGAGGACGGAUACAGAAAGUUCCAAUAUAUCGUGGCCCGUAUUCAUCUUCUUACGCAUUACUUCCUUGAGGCCACCAAACUACCUCUUGCCGAGUUGUCUAAGGGUCUUGUUCGUCUAUACAAUGCUGCAAUGUCACUCAUCAACCAUGUUGAAAUGUGCCAGGCGAAAAAUAAGGACUUUAUGAAAUACUUGCCUGUUGUAUCUAUUUUGAAUAUCUGGCAAGCAUCUUGUAUAAUUGUGAAGUUGGCCAACUCCCCGUUGAAGACUGUUAUUGAUGUUGACUCUGGCAAACAGAUUUACGUGACAGCCAUCUCCCUUGUAGCGAAAGCAUCCAUUUUGAAGCACGAUAUCGCCUACAGAGCUAGUGGAAUCAUGAGAAACAUGUGGCAAUUGUUCAGAUCGUUGGAUGAUAAAGGAUUGACCAGCUUUUCCAUUAAGAUUCGGUCAAGAAUGGCUGCGUCAGUUUUUUUCGACUGUUUAUCGCUUCUUAGAGACCAAGUGGGUAUGGCCAAGUUGAAUAUCAAAACAGACCUUAGAGAGAACUCGGUGGAAGAUGAUAACGAGGAUGGUGGUGAUGAGGGGGCUGUUGAGUCUGAAGUGGAGGCAGAUGCUUACUCAGGUGACGAAGGAGAAGUCAAAGGAGACGAAAUCGAGUCGUCUGAACAUCGCAGUGCUGGUAGCGUGAGCCAGAAAUCAACACCCGGGAGCUCCAACUCCAGCAAAGUGCGCAAGAAGAGAUCGUUAUCUGGGCUUCAUGAUGCUGAAUCCAAGGCCAGAAAAAUCAUCCGAACCAUUCCAUUGGAUCCCCAACCCAUCUCUGCAUCCAAGAGAAGUUCUAUAUUCAAGGUUGUGAACACCAGUGCGGACACUCUGCCCAGUGUUGGCAAUGACACCGAAGAUUCACGGAGUAUGGCAUCUCCAGGCAAUAUCAAGGUCACAGGAGGUAUUCCAGCGGUUGUUAGACAAGACAUCACUGGAUCAAGGAUGCACAGUCCACGGCCUAUUAGAAGAAAUGGAAAUGGAAAUGGAAUUUCCAGACCCGUGCACGAUUUGAGUCUUGAUUAUAACGAGUCACCGUCUCAUGGUGUUGACAACUUGGAGCUGGACAUUUUUGACAUGAACAACGACUCAUUAUGGAAGGAUGUGGAUAGUCUUAUGAAUGACUUCGGGUUCCACACAUAA
Molecule: messenger RNA, 2565 nt
Organism: Sungouiella intermedia
Lineage: Eukaryota; Fungi; Ascomycota; Pichiomycetes; Serinales; Metschnikowiaceae
Source: the annotation of a GenBank genome assembly